Asterias rubens (European starfish) is the source of this 3155-nucleotide messenger RNA. RefSeq lists its product as uncharacterized. Gene Ontology annotation, cellular component: membrane; Golgi apparatus. Gene Ontology annotation, biological process: G protein-coupled receptor signaling pathway; response to pheromone; transport. NCBI's taxonomy places the organism in Eukaryota, Metazoa, Echinodermata, Asteroidea, Forcipulatida, Asteriidae. The record is from RefSeq and is a predicted model, not a curated record. The coding region runs from base 128 to 1630 and encodes 500 amino acids. The transcript has 8 exons.
GCCGUAUGUCAUAUGAUGGCCGGCCCAGAGGUAAAUUAUAUCAUAAAUCUCGGAAAUGACGAAAAACUCGUCAGUUGAUGUGCUAUUCUUUAAGAAAUAUGUAAUCUGCUUGAGUUGAAGAUACACCAUGGCGACACUUCUGCAGGUUUUGCUCGUCAUUUUUGUGGUAAACUGCGGUGUUCUUGUGGCAAACUGUCGGGUGUAUGAACCAAACAUUAGCCUUUAUUAUGGACAGGCUGAUGCUGUGUUGGUGCCAGGGAAUGGCGGCAUAUUACAAUACAAUGAAUUUGGGUUUGGAACACAUGGAUCAUUGGAUGGGAAUCUUGAAUGUAAGCCGACUGUUUAUAAAAAUUCAGAGAACAGCGCUCCAAACCUUUGGCUUCUGGGAUGUACGGCAUUAGAGAAGAAAGAGCUUGAAGAGAUUGGUCACACUCGUCUCAACCAGGCUUGUCAGAAGCUGCAAUUUCCAGAUGAUGUCGAGAAGAACUUCAGCAUUAUUUGCCAGGCAAUACCUGUGAAUCCCAUCGGCAAGUCUCAGAGUGGUAACUACUGGGAGGCCCACCACAAAUUCAGCCGGAAUGCCUUCUUGAGUUUCAUGCUGCUGCAGUGUCCGAGAGAGGUCCCUAAUAAGACACGGAUGAGAAUUGAAGAAGUUCGGUGCAAGGGCAGGCUCGUGGUUAUGAACAACAACAAGAAGAGUCAUCUGAGCAUAGACGAGGGCGCUCUCCUACCGAUGUACAAGAUUCUGGUCAUGGUUUGGGUCGUACUCCAAGCAUUAUGGAUCGCUAAUUGGAUCAAAUUCCGAGAGUUCUCCAACCAUCUACACAAAUUGAUGUUUGUCGCUCCAUCCUUCAAGUUUCUGUUGCUCACAUUAUCUCUGGUGUGGUGGGAGAUUAUUGCCGCUACUGGUUAUGAGAACACUACUCUGGAGAUGUACCGAGACAUCAUUCAAAGCACCGAGGUUGUCAUGCUAUUUAUGACCAUGAUGCUUGCAGCUGAAGGCUGGUGUGUCCUCAGACCUCGCAUCAGAAAUAUUCGCUGUUUACUCAUACCAGUUCUUUUUCUGGUAUUUUUAGGCUCAUCAAUAUGUGCCAUCUGGGUGCAUAAUUACUUCAUGGCAUUUGCCGUUUGUAGCAUCGUUUUUGUUAUUUACCGAACUGUGAAAUGGAGCACCUACAAUAUGCUCUACCUGACGCGUCAGAUUUUGCGCAACUCACGCUACAUUCAGGAGAAGCAUCUGCGCUUCAACAACGUCAGCAUCACGAAGCAACUCACCGAGAAGCGCAACAUUUUCAUCCGGCUCAGGUUCAUCUGCACCUUCUACACGAUUGUCUUUGCCAUGGUGAUCACGAUGUCCACGUUCCUGACGGAGUAUGCGUGGGCCCAAACGAUAGCGUACGAACUCCCCGAGUUGAUGGUGUUCAUCGGGCUGGGCCUGAUCUUCCGGCUGAGGGACUUUGCGCCAUUUGAGAACAUCAAGGUGAUUCUGCCUAAAGAAAACUCUGUGAUAAUACUGCUGCCGUUCCCUCAUGAGAUGUGGCCCAAGAGACAAAAACUGGCCCUGGGUAAACCAAUCAACCAGUCUUCAGAUUUCACAGAAGAGGAUCAGUGCGACGAAGACAAAUUUUGAAGAGUGUAAUUCAGCUGAAAGUUUUAAAGGAUUAGAUUUCCAGACAACUCAAGGGAAAGAAGAAGACCCUUUGCUCUGGUUGUAAACCACAGGGUGAAUCUUUCGUUAGUAUACAGUCUUUCGGACACACAGUUGUGUGGACUUUCUUCUGUGGAAUAAACUACUGAUAUCUCUUCAUAAUCAACAAUCUGUCAAUAACCUGUCAAAAAACUGUAAAGCGCAUUUGAACAUUCGCUAUAUAAAUACAUUAUUAUUGUUAUGUUAUUCCCUUCUCAGUUUUCUGAAGAAUUCUCAUGUUGGGACCCUUGUCCAAAGAAAAACAUGUUGAGGAUCUUUGUUCCAUUGCGAACAAAGUCCCUGCUGCUGUGUGCAUGCCUGUUCAUAAGGUACUACGAGUACUGGUAUAGAAGACUUUCAAGUGUGAACUUUGGUUUUCACUUCUGCUAUAGCCACUAAAAUGUUUGCCAUGUGUGAAAUGGUAGUAAUGAAAACUAUUUCCUGAUAAAAAAUAAGUUUGGAAAAUUUUGCUUGUCACUUAAAAGUUAAAAGCAAAUUCUGAAUACCAUGAAGUACUAAUGUUUGUCACUGGUACCCUGCAACAAAUUUUGUAUAAUAUUAUUUUUGAGCUUCUUGAGCUCAGCAGCCAAGUCAAAUUGUGACCAUGAAAGUUUUCAAAGGUAUAUUUUAAACUAUCAAUAAAUCAUGACUAUAAAUACUUUAAUUCAGUUUUGUUUCUCGUAAAAAUAGAAGGACUAUCCCACCUAUAUUUCUUCCUAUAUGCAUAAAACUGUUGCCCUAAAUUUCCUGUGAAAAACCUUUUUAAGAAAGAAAAGCUAGGUCUUUUUCUUCACACAACAGUUGUAUAAUAUAUCAACACCACUCAGACUGGCACUGACAAAUGAAAGCAUUUUGAAGUUUCACAUUUCCAGUUAAAAACUUUAUCAUGCAGACAGUGGGAGGGUAUUCUCAAAUCAAGUUACUCGGUUUUAAAGUUUAAAGUUAAAGAACUAUAGUACUAUGCACAGUUAUUUUGUUUGUAUAUUUGCUGUAAAUCCCACGUGUAAAUGCAUGUUUUAAAUUAUUUAUUAUACGUACAUGUAAAAAAUUUGUCAGUCACUAUUGUACAAUAAUAUAAGAAAGAAAAAAACACAAUUUUGGUUUGUGUUUGCAAAACUUUGACCGUUGGAAAUCGGGAUGUAAAGAUGUCGUUUAUUUAUUUAUUUAUCAAGUAACUAACAGGGAAUAAACUACAAGGAAAACUGACUGUCUGCCGCUUCCCAGGUUGUCUUAAAACUUGGGUGUGAUCCCUAGCUAUACAACAGUUAACGGUUAUAUGGCUUAGGCUUUGAACUGGCAGCCCAGUACAACGAUAACGAUUAAAAAGGACGGUAUUCUGGACCAUGGGGCGUGGCAGGGGGGCUUCUUUUGAGACUAUACUGUAAAUAAUAAGUAUUAUAUAACACCCAAGCAGAUCCUUGCCAUUUGAUUGGAGGAUUGUCCGUCACGUGAUAGCAAAUAAAAGUAC